Molecule: messenger RNA, 5153 nt
Organism: Osmia bicornis bicornis
Lineage: Eukaryota; Metazoa; Arthropoda; Insecta; Hymenoptera; Megachilidae
Gene: stc
Product: protein shuttle craft
Exons: 10
Coding region: 316-4137 (1273 amino acids)
Biological process (GO): negative regulation of transcription by RNA polymerase II
Cellular component (GO): nucleus
Molecular function (GO): zinc ion binding; RNA polymerase II transcription regulatory region sequence-specific DNA binding; DNA-binding transcription factor activity, RNA polymerase II-specific
Source: RefSeq, a predicted model, not a curated record
UGUUUGAAGUUAUUAUUUUAAAAAGAUUUUAUGAAUUUCUGAACUGUAUUCUAGAUCAGGAACAAGUGUGACUGGUUUCUGUUAACGAAGAAAAAACGACUGAAGAUUUAUAUUAAGAAAACUUAAUAGGAAAGUACUUACAUAUAUACAGCUAAAUAUUCGAAGAGGAACAAGUUAAUCAUAUUUUAGGUUCAAUUUUGUAUCAGGCAUAUAUUAAAUCGCACGAGAUUUAGAAAUAUAAUUACUCUUUCGUUAUUACUAUUAAUUAUAACACAGAAAAUCGUUCUUCGAUACACGUGCAAUUGUGGAAAAAUUAUGGCCACAUGGGAUGGUUCUGAUUCUAAACCAGAGGAUCAAAAUUAUUAUACAUAUUUUAAUGAAAAUAUUACUGGUCCUGCAGCAGGAACCUGGACAUUCUUUCCUAAUAAUGUAAAUAAUGAGUAUUUACCAGCUAAUCGCGAAUAUUAUGUACAAAAUGAACCUUUAUUUGAGCAAAAUGACCCAAAUACUUCCUAUCGUACGAACACAGAUGGUUGGUCAAUGUCAUCUGUAGCCAGUAUUUAUCAGAAACAUGUAAUGAGUAUAGUAGAUAAUGCUGAAAUGUCAGGCAAUCAAAAAUGCUUUACAAGUACUAUUAAACCUCAACAAAGUUUUGCAUCUAAUAACCAUUGGAAGGAUGAUUACAAUUUAGAAACAAUUGAAACUAAACAUAAUUUGGUAGAAAGAAUAAAGAAAACAGGUAAUUCGAAUCUUCAUGUUACGGCUGAAGAGUUUGUGCCAAAUAAUACAGAACUGGAUGAUAAAAGAUUUAGAUUACAAAAUAAAAGGUCUAUCCAUACUACGGAUGCUUCUGUUAAAAAUAGUAGCGAAACAUUAGACAAACAUACAUUUUAUAAUACUAGUAGACACGAAAGAAAAUACAAUACUAGGAGAAACUCAAAUUAUAAACCUAAAGAAGGACAACAGGAUAAUCAAUUUCAUAAACGAAAUACAUAUAAAAAUUCGUAUCAACAAGGAAAAGUCUCCCAUAAAUUUCAAGGUAAUAAAUGUUUUACUAACAAAUACUAUUCAGAUAAAUCACAGGCAGAUGUAAAAGGUAUAGAUGAGAAUAUAUUAGAUAAGGAUACAAUGAAUAAUACCGAUGCCUCUAGUAGUAAAGAAUUUUAUGCAACAAGUUUAAAUAAAAGUGAAUUAUUAUCGAGUAUGGAAAUAAAUUUGAAUAACAAUAAAAGAGCAUUAAACAAGAGGAGUGGUGAAAGUAGUACCGUUAGAGAUGAAGGUUUACAAGAAAAUGAUACAAAGCAGUGUAAUAAUCAGGUUAAGGAAUUCGCUUACUAUGGUUCUGGUUCAAAGCAAUUCCAUAAUAAUCGCAGAAACACAAAGAAGUAUCCGUACAAUAUUAAAUACAACAGAGAAGAAAAUAAUUUUAAAGAAAAGAGACGGAAUUAUCAAGGAUAUAGUAGAGAAAAUUUUAGUAAAGAGCAUAAAUCUAAAGUAAUAAAGGAGCAAAUGUGUAGAAACGGAGAACAUAACGAGCUUCGAGAAUGUUGUAGAGACGAAAUGGGACUUGAAAUAAAGGAAAUAAAAGAAAAGAAAUAUAAUUACCAAGGGUUUAAUGAAUCAAAAGAAUAUAACAAGGAAAACAAAAAUGAAAUGUUCUUGAAAGAAAAAGAUAGAAAUAAAGGUUCUGUAUUUGUUGAAAACAAUGAAAAAGGAAAUGAACAUUGGAAUAACAAAAGAGAAAGCAGCGAAAGAAAUAGUGUUCAAAAAUGGGGGAAAAAUAAAAAAUCUUAUGUUGAUGACGACGCCAAUCAAAGGGAGAGAUUAGCGGAUCAACUAAGUAGGGGGCAACUAGAAUGUUUAGUAUGUUGUGAAUACAUUAAACAGAAUGAUUAUAUUUGGUCAUGCUCUAAUUGUUACCACGUUCUACAUUUAAAGUGUAUUAAAAAAUGGGCAAAAUCGUCGCAAGUAGAAAAUGGUUGGAGAUGUCCAGCCUGUCAAAAUAUGAGCGAAACGAUUCCUGAAAACUGUUACUGUUUUUGUGGCAAGACAAAAGCACCUGAAUGGAAUCGUAGGGAUGUUGCACAUUCUUGCGGCGAAGUUUGUGGUAGACUACUAUCAAAAAAUUGUACUCACAAAUGCACGCUUCUGUGUCAUCCAGGCUCUUGUCCACCGUGUACAGCAAUGGUAACAAAGUAUUGUGGUUGCGGUAAAACAUUGCAAACAGUCCAGUGCAGCGGCCAUAAAUUAUUGCUCUGUGAUUCUAUAUGUGAUAAACUCUUAAAUUGUGGUAAGCACAAAUGUGAAAGACAAUGCCACCAUGGAGAAUGUGAAAAUUGUAAUAAAACAGUAACGCAAAUAUGUUAUUGCGGUAAAAAUACAAGAGAUGUUACAUGUCAGAGCAAUAUUUUGCUUACAUAUUCUUGCGAGACUACUUGUGGUAAAUUAUUAGAUUGUGGUAAUCAUACUUGUACAAAGUUAUGCCAUGCUGAUGCUUGCGAGUGUUGUUCUUUAACUCCGGAAAAAAUUACAACUUGUUGCUGCGGACAGACGCCAUUAACAGAAAUAAGACAAACUUGCUUAGACCCAGUUCCAGUAUGUGAUAAAGUUUGUUCCAAAAAACUAAAGUGUGGACAACCUAGUAGUCCUCAUAGCUGUAAAGCAAAAUGUCAUCAAGGGGAUUGCCCUAACUGCGACUUAACUACCGAUGUUAAGUGUCGUUGCGGAAAUAUGGACAGAGAAAUAGCUUGUAAAGAUUUAACAUCGAAAGCUGAUGACGCUCGAUGUGAGAAGAAGUGCACAAAAAAACGUUCUUGCGGAAAGCAUAAAUGUAAUCAGUUAUGUUGUAUAGAAAUAGAACAUGUCUGUCCAUUGGUGUGUUCUAAAACCUUAAGUUGCGGUAGACAUAAAUGUGAACAAAGUUGUCAUAAAGGGAGAUGUCAACCUUGUUGGCACAGUAGUUUUGAUGAAUUAUACUGUGAAUGCGGAGCUGCUGUUAUAUAUCCUCCUGUUCCUUGUGGUACGAGAAGACCUACUUGCGAUAGGCCCUGUUCUCGUCAACACUCUUGUGGCCACGAAGUACUACAUAAUUGUCACAGUGAACCAACCUGCCCUCCUUGCACUGUUCUUACUCAGAGAUGGUGUCACGGUAAACACGAACUUCGAAAAGCUGUUCCAUGUUAUGUUACUGAAAUUUCAUGUGGUUUACCAUGUAAUAAACCUAUAUCGUGCGGUCGGCAUAAAUGUAUCAGUACUUGUCAUACGGGCCCAUGUGAAAAACCAGGACAACAAUGUAUUCAACCUUGCACUACUCCAAGGGAAAUGUGCGGACAUGUUUGUGCAGCUCCGUGUCAUGAGGGUAAAUGUCCAGACACUCCGUGUAAGGAGAUGGUAAAGGUGACAUGUCAAUGUGGACAUAGAUCUAUGUCCCGUGUGUGUGCUGAAAAUUCUAAAGAAUAUCAGAGAAUAGCAAGCAGUAUAUUAGCUAGUAAAAUGACUGAUAUGCAGUUGGGUCAUUCUAUUAAUUUGGACCAAGUAUUUGGCCAAGGUGCAAAGAAGCAAAAUCAGUUGAAAACUUUAGAGUGCAACGAUGAAUGUAAAACGAUAGAACGUAAUAGAAAACUGGCGCUAGGUUUGCAAAUAGCGAAUCCAGAUUUAAGCGGAAAAUUAAUGCCUAAAUAUAGUGAUUUCAUGAAACAGUGGGCUAAGAAAAAUCCGCAGUUUUGUCAAAUGGUUCAUGAUAAAUUAACCGAAUUGGUUCAAUUAGCGAAAAUUUCCAAACAGAAGUCUCGUAGUUAUUCUUUUGAUUGUAUGAACAAAGAUAAGCGUCAUUUUGUUCAUGAAUCUUGUGAACAUUUUGGCUGUGAAAGUCAAGCAUAUGAUCAAGAACCAAAAAGAAAUGUUGUAGCUACUGCUGUAAAGGAUAAGUGUUGGUUACCGAGCUAUAGUUUAUUAGAAAUCGUGCAGCGAGAAAAUGGUCAAAGAAAAGUUCCAGGUCCGAUGCUGAAUACCUUAAAAACCGAUGGACCUGUAAAGACAAUAUUAUCACUGCCUACACAGAGGAGCCAAAAAACAGAAAUACAGUCAACCGCGAAGACAGCUGAACCAGAAAUAGAUUACUUUGAUUAUCAUGGUUAAAAUAAUUCUUUAUGUCAUGUACAUACAAGUGUAAGUAACGGAGAUGAUACAAAAAUUUUAAUGCAAUUGAUCGAUUAAACAUUUUAACGAUCAUUGUAAAAUAUGGAUUCUGUCAUGACGUUACGUUGCAAGUUGUGUAAAUGAUACUUAUUACAUUAGUAGCACUGAACUUGUAUAAAAAUUGUAAAAUUACAAAAAUUAAGAUCUAACGAAGAUAGAACAAUUUCAUUUUCAUUCUAUAUUUAAUACCCCCAUUUAUUAAAUAAAAAAUGAAGUAUAUGUACAUAUAUUAUGGAGUAUAUGCAUAUACUCCAUAAAAUUAACAAAAGAAUUUACAAAGCAAUAUUUUGAUGAAUUAUGUAUGUACUUUAGAUUUGAUUUUACAAUAAUUUUAUUAAAUUUUAUCGGAAUAAUACGGGUAUCGUUUAAUAACAAUCCAAUUUUUGUCGAUAAAAAUAGUGUUUUAUUGUGCGCUGUUCCCUCGAACAGUAUUUAUAUAUCAGUUCAAUGAAAAUAAUACCAUUAAAUAUUAUACAUUAAAUCGUAUAUAAAUAUUGGUUUAUAUUAAUAAUUUCAUAAGCCACCCAAGUCAAUUUUUAUAAACAUUUAAUGUAGGUAACACAAGUAUGUAUUUGGCACAUUGAACAUUGAUAAUAUAUUACACUAUAUACUAAAAUCUAAUAUAAGUUUCUAAACAAAUAGCCAAUGAGACCUUUCAUGCUUAUGUAAAGUAUCUGUUGCUUAUUUUGCAAAAUAUUUCACAGUCUACCAAUCACUAAUAAUUUGUUAUUAUUAUAUUAAUAUACAAAACUGACACAUUAUAUUGUUAUUUGUUUCAAGAAUGUAUAUAAUAAGUGAAAGAAACGAGCGAUAAAUAAUUUAAGUAUCUAAUUGAAGAAAAAAUGUAAUAAAUAUGUAGAAAAAGCUAAAUGCAGUGGCAUAUUUUCAAAAUAACAAAUAAUUCGUACAUAUGUAUAUAACAGCAGUCUCUUUUCUCAUAAAGUAGUAUCUUAUUG